Molecule: messenger RNA, 993 nt
Organism: Paraglomus occultum
Lineage: Eukaryota; Fungi; Glomeromycota; Glomeromycetes; Paraglomerales; Paraglomeraceae
Source: the annotation of a GenBank genome assembly
AUGUCGUCUCCAGAACAACUAAUAGCUUGCAAAGAACAGAAAGUCUGCAAAGAGCGAGAAGCUCAAGAGGAGCAAGAGGACCGACAAGAGCAAGACUUUCGCAACAGGAUUGAAGUCACGGAAGUAGAGUCAGACCACGACAACAGUGCUUUGCAAGUGCCGGACAAGUCGAAGCGCCAGAGUCCUGAAAUCCCCUCAGUCUCUGCUUGCGUUGAAUGCGAUACUACAAACAAUAUCGCGUCCGACGAGACGAAAGUACCGCAUUUGCAAUUUACCGUACCAGAGCCGUUUAAAUUCCAUGAAACACGAACUCACUGUAAGCAGAGCCUCGAACAGAAAUCUCCGUACGUGCCACUCGCCGCGCGACUCAGAGAGUUGGUAGAAAAGACACCCGAAAGGUUCAAGUCGCACGUUGUAUCAAAGCAAUCACACCAUUUCCAUCAAAUCCCACUAACACGACCCAAACCAUUUACACUACAAACGGCCAUUCGAGGGGAACACUACAAGGAUCUUUUCCAGCAACGAAUCGAACAGCUUAGACUGCGCGAAAAGGAAAAUCAGUUCCGAGCAACGCCACUUCCCAACCUCGAUCCGGAUAUUCCAAGAAAGCCCGAACUACGACCACCAACUGAACCCGUGGACUUUUACUUUUUAACCGAGGAACGAAUCAAGCAUCACAAGUUGAUGGAACAGGAACGGAAACAACGUGAAGAGGAUUAUGACAACUUGAGAUUGAAAAAGCUAAAGGAUGACGAGAGACGAAAGGAAAGGGAACUUCGCCGAUUACGCAAGGACCGUGUUCUGCGCGCUCGUCCCAUCAUGAAAUAUCGCCCAAUCAUCAUUAUGCCAUCAAAGAAAAAGUUGACCAAGGCCAAAUCGCCAAUGAUUGGAGACAAGAGGAAACGUCACAUGCAGUAUCUUCAAGAAUCAGCGUCGAAUUCGUUGAACGGGAGUCGCUCGGUUUCAGCAAUGUCACUCCAUUCAGAACAAUAG